GCGGGAUAAAAAAGCGAGGCCGAAGGUAGGCUGGCAGAUACGUUCGUUAGGUUACUCCUUUCUGCCCGUGGACGCCGCCGAGUAAGCAUCGUUAGUCUCCCCUCCCACUGCAGUCAUGUCUAAGUCAGAGUCUCCCAAAGAGCCCGAACAGCUGCGGAAGCUCUUCAUCGGAGGUUUGAGCUUUGAAACAACCGAUGAGAGUCUCAGGAGCCAUUUUGAGCAAUGGGGAACGCUCACGGACUGUGUGGUAAUGAGAGAUCCAAACACCAAGCGCUCCAGAGGCUUUGGCUUUGUCACGUACGCCACUGUGGAGGAGGUGGAUGCAGCUAUGAAUGCAAGGCCACACAAGGUGGAUGGACGAGUUGUGGAACCAAAGAGGGCCGUCUCAAGAGAAGAUUCUCAAAGACCUGGUGCCCACUUAACUGUGAAAAAGAUUUUUGUUGGUGGCAUUAAAGAAGAUACUGAAGAACAUCACCUAAGAGAUUACUUUGAACAAUAUGGGAAAAUUGAAGUGAUUGAAAUCAUGACUGACAGAGGCAGUGGCAAGAAGAGAGGAUUUGCUUUUGUAACUUUUGAUGACCACGACUCCGUAGACAAGAUUGUUAUUCAGAAAUACCAUACUGUGAAUGGCCACAACUGUGAAGUAAGGAAAGCCCUAUCUAAGCAAGAGAUGGCUAGUGCUUCAUCCAGCCAAAGAGGUCGAAGUGGUUCUGGAAAUUUUGGCGGUGGUCGUGGAGGUGGUUUUGGUGGGAAUGACAACUUUGGUCGCGGAGGAAACUUCAGUGGUCGAGGUGGCUUUGGUGGCAGCCGUGGUGGUGGAGGAUAUGGUGGCAGUGGGGAUGGCUAUAAUGGAUUUGGUAAUGAUGGUGGUUAUGGAGGAGGCGGCCCUGGUUACUCUGGAGGAAGCAGAGGCUAUGGAAGUGGUGGACAGGGUUAUGGAAACCAGGGCAGUGGCUAUGGCGGGAGUGGCAGCUAUGACAGCUAUAACAACGGAGGAGGCGGAGGCGGCUUUGGCGGUGGUAGUGGAAGCAAUUUUGGAGGUGGCGGAAGCUACAAUGAUUUUGGAAAUUACAACAAUCAAUCUUCAAAUUUUGGACCCAUGAAAGGAGGAAAUUUUGGAGGCAGAAGCUCUGGCCCCUAUGGUGGUGGAGGCCAAUACUUUGCCAAACCACGAAACCAAGGUGGCUAUGGCGGUUCCAGCAGCAGCAGUAGCUAUGGCAGUGGCAGAAGGUUUUAAUUACUGCCAGGAAACAAAGCUUAGCAGGAGAGGAGAGCCAGAGAAGUGACAGGGAAGCUACAGGUUACAACAGAUUUGUGAACUCAGCCAAGCACAGUGGUGGCAGGGCCUAGCUGCUACAAAGAAGACAUGUUUUAGACAAUACUCAUGUGUAUGGGCAAAAAACUCCAGGACUGUAUUUGUGACUAAUUGUAUAACAGGUUAUUUUAGUUUCUGUUCUGUGGAAAGUGUAAAGCAUUCCAACAAAGGGUUUUAAUGUAGAUUUUUUUUUUUUUUUUUUUGCACCCAUGCUGUUGAUUGCUAAAUGUAAUAGUCUGAUCAUGACGCUGAAUAAAUGUGUCUUUUUUAAAUGUGCUGUGUAAAGUUAGUCUACUCUGAAGCCAUCUUGGUAAACUAUCCCAACAGUGUGAAGUUAGAAUUCCUUCAGGGUGAUGCCAGGUUCCAUUCGAAAUUUAUUUAUAACCUGCUUGGGCACAGAAGCCAUUGUCUUCAGAAACCUUGGUGUAGUUGAACUGACAGUUACUGUGUUGUGACCUGGAGUUCACUGUUAAAAGGGUCACCCAAGCAAAGUCAUGGAGUUCAUUUGGUUAUUAAUAUGAUUGUUGGCACAUCCUAUGCAAUAUAUCUAAAUUGAAUUAUGGUAUCAGAUAAAGUUAUAGAUGGGAAUGAAGCUUGUGUAUCAUCCAUUAUCAUGUGUAAUCAAUAAACGAUUUAAUAAUA
This is a messenger RNA of Equus quagga, 1957 nucleotides long. It is a transcript of the gene HNRNPA1, whose product is annotated as heterogeneous nuclear ribonucleoprotein A1. Bases 116 to 1237 code for a protein of 373 amino acids. The transcript is spliced from 11 exons. Gene Ontology annotation, molecular function: RNA binding. The record is from RefSeq and is a predicted model, not a curated record. NCBI's taxonomy places the organism in Eukaryota, Metazoa, Chordata, Mammalia, Perissodactyla, Equidae.